GCCUAUCAAAGCAAACCUCAUCGUCAUCUUCCUCCCGUCUCACAAGCCGAAGCCGAAGCCACCACGUGAGAAGAUGGGGCGGAAGCGGAAGGAGCUGCUGUCGUCGGCGCCGUGGCGGACGGGGGAGGCGGCGGAGGACGACGAGGCGGCCAGGCUGAGCCGCGAGGGGAAGGUCAGCGUCACCAGCAACCCCGGCGAGACGCCCACCAUGAACGUGCCCCGCACUAGGCACCAGGACCUCGACCUCGCCGUCGACGACUUCGACGAGGAGGAGAUCGACCCCGAGCUGCGCUACUCCUUCCAGCGGAACAGCAGGUUUCUGAAGAGAGUUUUUAGUGUCGACACACUUGUCAAGCCUCUUCCUCCUGUAAUGGCAUACAGUGUUUCCCGUAAUGUAAACUUUUUCUUCCGGAUCUUCACACAGUUCUGGGAUGAAGAGGGAAUUGCCAAUGCACAGAAGUCUCUUGGACUGGGGAAUGAGGAUGGCUCCCGGCGGAUGCGCUGAUUAUAGUCAAAUCAAGUUUCUGUAAUGAGUUCAGAAGUCUGUCCUAGACGCUGGAGAUCAUGUUAUAUGCUUGAAAAGACAUAGUAUGUGGUGUUUCUGAAGUUUGGAUUCUAGUUUUGUUUAUCCUGGUGUUUUCUCAAUACAUUUUCUGCUAGUAAAACUGGCUGUAUCAUAUAUUCAGAUUCCAGAUCUUGUACUCACAAGGUCCGCUCCGGUACUCAUUUUCGUGUAAAACUUGAACAUAAUUGAGUGAAAUGUAGUUCAGUUGGCAUAUUUUGAAUCA
Molecule: messenger RNA, 788 nt
Organism: Phragmites australis (common reed)
Lineage: Eukaryota; Viridiplantae; Streptophyta; Magnoliopsida; Poales; Poaceae
Exons: 3
Coding region: 74-505 (143 amino acids)
Cellular component (GO): chloroplast envelope
Source: RefSeq, a predicted model, not a curated record